This is a messenger RNA of Gekko japonicus, 2294 nucleotides long. Its product is annotated as zinc finger protein 436-like. Gene Ontology annotation, cellular component: nucleus. The record is from RefSeq and is a predicted model, not a curated record. NCBI's taxonomy places the organism in Eukaryota, Metazoa, Chordata, Lepidosauria, Squamata, Gekkonidae. The coding region runs from base 1 to 2205 and encodes 734 amino acids. The transcript is spliced from 3 exons.
AUGCAGCCUGCAAGCAGUGGGGGAUCCUUCCGAUCGGCACCUCCUUCAGAUCAGGUGAAAGAAGAGCCACAAGAAGGUUUGGCUGAGCACUGGGAAGCCCGAUGGCAGGAGUUCCUAAGGAGGGUGGAGUCCCCUCACUCAGGGUGGGGAAUCUCACCACAGCAAGAGAAGCCCUCUCCGUGGGAAGACACGAAAAGCUUUCUGGCCUCCUUCGAGCAAGUAGCCGAAGCCUGCCAGUGGCCUAGAGAACAGUGGGUCAGCAGGCUCUUGCCGGCCCUCAGCGGAGAACCCAAGCAAGCUUUUAUUGUCUUAGAUGCUGCUGACAGAGAGGAUUAUGGGAAGGUGAAGGCAGCCAUCCUGCGAGGGGACGUCCUCAGCCGGGAGAAACAGCGCCAACACUUCAGGCGUUUCCAUUACCAAGAGGCCGAGGGGCCGAGAGGGGCUUACGGCCAACUCCAGGACCUUUGUCGUCAAUGGCUCAAAGUGGAGAGGUGCUCCAAGGAGCAGAUCCUGGAGGUGCUGAUCCUGGAGCAGUUCCUGACCAUCCUGCCCCCGGAGAUCCAGAGCUGGGUGAGGGAAAGUGGUCCAGACACCUGCUCUCAGGCGGUGUUUCUGGCUGAGGAUUUCCUGAACAAGUUGUUUGGGAUUCUCUCGUUAUUUCUCCAGCAGCCCAAGAGUGGAUGGCCAUCGGUGAUGGGGGGAAAUAUGUGCCUGGAAAUUCAGAGCAAAUGGCACUACAUGGGAUAUCCACUUGGAAAGAAGAGAAUAUUUCUCAGUGUUGCAAGCAGGAAAAUGUCUCAGCAAGUCAGGAGAGGGCAGAGUAUCAGCCAGGAAACCCACCUGAGGGAGGAUGUAGAUGAAUCCCUUCCCUGUGGGGGAGAUUGCAGGUUCCCCAAUGAAACCACAGUCCAGACAGGAGCUGACACAGCAGGUUGUAGGGGGAAGAGUGAAAAUGAGAGCGUGCCAUGUGGGUUACCAUCAGAACAAGUCAAAUGUGAACAGCUGAAAGAGAACUUCUCGGAUCAAAGUGGACCACAAAGCCAGGAGGAGGACCAUGUGGAGAAGAGGACAGAGUCAUCCAUUUCUUGUCGGGUUGGGGACGUCCACGAAAUCACAGUCCAGCAAAUGGAAGAAAGAAAUGACUUCAUUGGUGCUCAGUGGAGAAUCCACAUGGAACUUCCAGAAUGCGGGAUGCUCAGCACAGGAAAGAAACCAUAUCAAUGCCUGGAAUGUGGCAAGAGCUUCAAUCGCAGUUCAACGCUUAGGUCCCAUCAGCGACUCCACACAGGGGACAAACCUUUCGAAUGCUUGGAGUGCGGCAAGAGUUUGUGUGAUAAGUCAAGCCUUAUUCAACAUCAACGAAUCCACACAGGGGAAAAACCGUAUAAGUGCUUGGAAUGUGGGAAAAGCUUCAUUCAGAGCUCAAAGUUAACUCGACAUCAAAGGAUGCACACAGGAGAGAAAGUGCAUAGCUGUUCGUACUGUGCCAAGAGUUUUAGUGAUAAAUCAAGCCUUAUUCAACAUCAACGGAUCCACACAGGGGAAAAACCAUAUAAGUGCUUGGAGUGUGGGAAAAGCUUCAAUCAGAGGGCAAACUUUACUAGACAUCGAAGAAUGCACACAGGGGAUAAAGCAUAUAGCUGCCCUGACUGUGGGAAGAGCUUGUGUGAUAAAUCAAGCCUUCUUCAACAUCAAAGAAUCCACACAGGUGAAAAACCAUUUAAAUGCUCGGAAUGUGGAAAGAGCUUUAACAAGAGCACCAACUUUGUAAGACAUAUGAGAAUCCACACAGGGGAGAAGCCUUUUAGCUGCUCCUACUGUAGCAAGAAUUUCUAUGAUAAAGCAAGCCUUAUUCAGCAUCAAAGGGUUCACACAGGGGAGAAACCAUUUAAAUGCUUGGAAUGUGGAAGGAGGUUCAGUCACAGGGGAAGCCUUCGUGGACAUCAAAGACUCCACACAGGGGAGAAACCCUACACAUGCUCUCACUGUAGCAAGAGCUUCUUUGCUCUAUCGAGCCUUCUGAAACAUAAGACAACUCACACAGGGGAGAAGCCAUAUAAAUGCACGGCAUGUGGAAAGAGCACACACCUCAGCUCAGAUCAAAGGACGCACCCAGAGAAGGAGCAGUAUAAAUGCUUAGACUGUAGCAAGACUUUUUGUGAUCAGCCGGGUCUUGUGAGAACAGCCAUGGAAGAAACAGUGUAAAUGCUGUGGAUUUUCCUAGUGAACUCCGGCCGUGAAAGCCUUCAACAAGAAACAGUGUAAAUGCUUGGAAUGUGGACGGAGCUCCAGUC